AUGGAUGGAAAACGUAUUAGAACUUCGGAUAUUUUCAAAUCCUUAAUAGGACCUUUGAAUGAUAUGGGAUUUUGCAGGGAUGUGAGCCAGUUAUUAGUAAAAUAUAAAAAUUUGAAAGCUGAGUACUACAAAUGUAAGAGGCAUAAUGCCAUCAGUGGGAAUCAGCCUUACAAAUUCGAAUACUUUGAAGAACUCGAUGCAAUAUUAGGCUCCAGGCCACAAGCAGAAAGCCUUGGUGAUACACCAGCAAUUGGAUUUGAGAGUUUAGCAGAAAGCGAGCCAGAAAUCAAUAAUGAAAAUGUGCCCCCAAUGGAUAUCUCGGAGAUUGAAAUAGUGAUGGAAGAUUUUGAUGACCAGCCAGAUAUUGAUGGGGCAAUUCCAGGUUGUUCGAAUGAACCUGGAAUCAAAAGAUUGGUCAUACCAACUCUUCCAUCAUGCAAAGCUUCAACUACCGCUGUUUCUUCCACUCCCUCUGCUUCUUCCACUCCCUCUGCUACUACUACUCCCACUGCUGCUCCCAAAGUCCAAUUUAAUACUGCUGGUAAGGGGAAAGGGAAGAAGAAAAAGACGACUGAAAAAGCAGACGCUGGUUUAAGUCUUCUGCAAACCAUGCUGGAAGAGAAUCGGAAAGAAGCAGCGAAUGACAGGGAGUUUAUGCGGGAGAUGAUGAGAAGCAGUGAUGCAACAUUGAAAGAGUGCACCUCGAUGUUGGAGAAAAUUGGGAAACUAUGA
Molecule: messenger RNA, 732 nt
Organism: Ceutorhynchus assimilis (cabbage seed weevil)
Lineage: Eukaryota; Metazoa; Arthropoda; Insecta; Coleoptera; Curculionidae
Source: the annotation of a GenBank genome assembly